ACAUAGAGCAAGAGAGAGAGAGAGAGAGAGAGCCAGUGUGAGUGCACAUGUGGCUGUCACACAGAGAAGGUAUCACACUUUAACUCCACGAGAAGAAAAUCAACUCUAAACUGAAGCAGCAGUGAAGAAAACACAUAAACACACAUCAUCUACUGGAGGAGAACAACUCAUAAACUGUCAUGGCUCCCAGCUUGUCCCAGGCAUACAGGAGGAGGUGGUGGAUGGCUAUCACAGCCAUCAUAGAGAACCUGCUCUUCUCUGCUGUUCUGCUGGGCUGGGGUUCACUGCUCAUCAUGCUGAAGAAUGAAGGCUUCUAUUCCCACCUCUGUGUCGAAAAUGAGACUGUUGACACCAACGUGACUUCCAAGGAGAGAGGUCACUGGCCGAGUUGUGUGGAGCAGGAAGAGGUUUUGAAUCUUGGCUUCACCAUUGGCUCAUUUCUCUUGAGUGCAGCCACUUUACCCCUGGGGCUCUUGAUGGACAAAUAUGGGCCACGCCCACUGAGGCUGGUUGGCAGUUCAUGUUUUGCAGCCUCCUGUGCGAUGAUAGCUACCGCUGCAUAUGACCCUGAAGUGCUGUCUGUCCUCAUCUUCCUCGCUGUCUCUUUCAAUGGCUUUGGAGGAAUCUGCCUGACCUUCACCUCACUCACACUGCCAAACAUGUUUGGGAACGUACGAUUGACCAUCCUCUCCCUCAUGAUUGGCUCCUAUGCUUCUUCAGCUGUCACCUUCCCUGGUGUCAAGGUGAUUUAUGACCUUGGCGUGUCGUUCCGUGUCAUCAUGUGGGUUUGGUCUGGAAUGGCUUGCAUGGUCUUCCUCAACUGCUUCCUAAACUGGCCAGCUGAAUCCUUCCCCGCCCCUGAAGACAUCAGAUACAGUAAAAAGGUGAAGCUGAGUGGUCUUGUGACAGAGGACAAAAUAACUGGGGACAGGUAUGUCACCCAUGUGGCCGUCAAAGAAGACACAAUGGAAUCCAAGCAGAUGGAACCCGAGCAGGCACAAUCCCAAAGCACUAGCCAGGGCUCGGUGCCGCUCUGUCACUCUAUCUGCUCUCCCAUCUUGCUGUGGAGUCUUAUCACCAUGGCAAUGACCCAGCUGAGGCUGAUCUUCUUCAUGGGUGCCAUGAAUAAAAUGCUGGAGUUCCUGGUCACCCACGGCAACCCUAAUCCCUCAGAAGAGCUGCAGAAGGAGGUAGAGGAACAAGUUGGUUUCUACUCAUCUAUCUUUGGUACAAUGCAGCUGCUGUGUCUACUGACCUGUCCACUGAUCGGCUACAUCAUGGACUGGAGGAUGAAGGAGUGUGAAGAGGAGAAUGCAAACACACAAACAGAGAAGAGCCAAUCAGAUCCACCAAAGAGAGACAGAAAGAUCCAGAAACUGACCAAUGCCAUGAGAGCUUUCAUCUUCACCAACAUCCUAUUGGUCAUCUUUGGAAUCAUUUCCUUGAUUGACAACCUGCCCGUACAGAUGGUGUCAUUUGUUUUGCAUACCAUAGUGAGAGGAUUUAUCCACUCCUGCUGUGGAGGUCUCUAUGCUGCUGUGUAUCCAGCCUACCACUUUGGGACACUGACAGGCAUGCAGUCGAUGAUCAGUGCUGCUUUCGCCUUGCUCCAGCAGCCAUUGUUCAUUCUGAUGGUGGGACAUCUCCGUGGAGAUCCGUACUGGAUCAAUUUCGGCCUGCUCAUCUUCUCCCUGGUUGGCUUCCUGUUGCCGGGCUAUCUGUUCUAUCACCGUAGAAACCUGAUCAAGGCAAAGGCAGAGCGUGAAAGGCUGAGUGCCAGCCAGUCAGACAAAGAGAACGCACCUCUAACCCAAUCAGAUGUUGAAAUUGAUAAGAACCAAACCAAUAGGCAAGCAGCCAAUGGAUACACACCAAAUGGGCAUACUGUUUAAAAUGAUUGGAGGAAUGAAAUGGUCAAUUUAUAUUAUAAUGUUUUGUAAUUAACGUUUAGUAUGUAAUGAAUAUUCUGAGGACGUAAAUGCGACCUCAGCCAGACAAAAAGAGUUUUCUUCAUUUUUAUUUAAAACAGCAAUAGUGGCACAUUUAGGCACGGUUUGCAUCGGAACAGGAAGCUGAAUGUUGCAGACUGGGAAUCAGAUAUAUCUUCCAAGCUCAUGUUUAAUGCUCUGGCAGUAAUGGUGGGCUCAAUUAGAAAAUCUUUAACCCUUGACUUAAUUCUAUCAUGUGAUCAUUUCAGAAUAACUUGUAAUGGUGGCUUAGCAUUUAGCACAGUCACUUCACAACAUAAAGGCCUUGAGUAUGACUCUCAGAGUCAGAGUUUGCACGUUGUUGUACUGUCCCGUCCUGGUUAGCCUUCUCCACAAACACUCUGGACUAAAUUGUCAAGAAGUGAAAAUAUGUGUACAUGUGAUGGACCAGUGAACUGCAUGCUGGGAAACUUUUAACUCUAGCAACAAGUGACAAAGGGGCAUAAACAUUCAAGGAGCAUACCAGUUUUUAUGCAUGUUCUAUCUUGUCUACUAUUAACCACAGACAUAUAGUAGCUCUACCAUGGCAUUUCCAGACAGUUCUCCAAGCAGAACUUGAAUAGGCUUGAAACUUGUUUGUGUAAAGUAAACAGCAAAAAUUCAAUUACAGCAAAUGAUAGAAUAUGUUAUCCUGAAAAAAUUACAAUCAUGACAAAACCUUUUAUUCCAAGAUAAUGAGAUAUGAUAUUUAAACUAUUUAGACUGUGUAACUUUUGAUAAAAGGAAAUACACAUACUCCUCUUACAAAUGGACAGUUUAAUUCAUAAACAAUAAAAAAAAUACUUUUGCUCAAUUCAGUACAAUCAACAAUGUUAGCUUCACUGUUCCAAAUUUUAGCUAGAUGUUGCUUUGUAAUUCACAUCAUUAGUUCACAAACACACUGACUUGAUGACCAGUUUAUCCAAGUGACAACAGUGGCUACUGUUCAACAAAAGCUACAUAAUCGCUUGAAAAUAAGUAGUAAUAGUCUAUGAUUCCAUAUGUCACAUAGCAAAUACACUUUAUAAUUAUAAUUUCACUUGGUAGUGUUUACUGUUAAAGUAGCCGCUUGCUGAAUGCUCUACAAUGACAGCAACAAAUAUCAUGAUAAAGAACCUGACAGGAGCUUUGCAGUGGUUAUUAAAGGAAUAGUGGAAAUAGGUGAAUAGAAGAUUUAUACACACUCUAGUGUCUGCAGUCCUAGAUUUACUCUUGUCCGGCAGCUUCUUGCUCGCUCACUCUCUCCUUUCACUCCUCUUGUCUCUUCUCCUCUGCCAUUAUGUCCAUAGAGUGUGCUGAGCAUACCUACAUUGCCCGCUUGCCAAGCUCCAGUUCUGAAAAGCCAGAAACCUCCCAGUGGUCCAAAACACCCACAGUACACCCCAGUGCUCUGAGCUUACAGUCUGGGCAGCCUGGCUAAAAAACUGAGCUAACAUUAGCUAACAGCAGCUACAGUUGGCAGCAGUUUACUUCACUGUCCAUCAGGAAACUCUGUAAAUCACAGAAGCAUAAAUUAUAGUUUACUUUUUGAAAUAAUAUUAUCACUACCUAAGUUGCUCACUGAAAACAGCUGCCUGCCAUUGCUAAAGAGAGCAUUAAAAGGGAAACAAAACAGCCAAUCAGUGAGCUGAAAUUCACUGUAUAGGUCUGAUGUAGCUCCAUAAAGCCAAGGGGAGCUGCAGAUUCAGGUGAUAAUUCUCUAUGAGAGACCCCUUUGACAUUGCCACAUUGUUUACUAAAAAGAGUGAGCAGAAACAUUACUCCAAAUAAAAACGAAGGUUGCUCCACAGUAGAAUAUUGCAGCAGGUACUUUUUACAAGCUUUCUUAACUAUUUGAAACUGUCAGCUUGUUUCUACCUGCACUUAGACUGUAUUCAUAGGAUUAGCACUAAACAACCUUUCUGUAGCAAACAACUUUCUUUCGGUAAUAUUUGGAUUUGAUUAUAUAAAUGUGAGUUGAUUCUAUUUAAAGGAGCAGUGUGUAGGAUUUAGUGGCAUCUAAUGUAGUUGUGGAUUGCAACCUUCUCCUUCCUAGAGCUCUCUCAUGAAGCAGCUGUCUGUCGACUUGGCAUUUCCAAAUUGCCUUUAUUUCACAGUUGUUAAAGGUACGGCUUGGGUCUCUCAACUCCUUCAUCCUCAUGUUAGACUAAGAGCAGACUAGAUCCUACAGUGACUCACUAUUGUCUCUUUAGGCACAAGUGGUACCACAAGAAAGGCCGACGCAAAUAACCCAUUUCAGAAGAUAUCUCUGCAGCACAAUACAUAAAUGACAUAACACCAUACCUGUUACAUCUUCAGGUUUGGUUGAUUUCUAGCCCAAUCUUACAUAUUGCCCCUUUAAUCACAACUUAAAAAUAUUUUAGCCAAUCACAACUCUGUUCAGGCCAGUGUUUUUAAGGAGGAAAUGAGAAGACGGAGGAGUUGAUGCCACAGAAAGUAACCUCAGUAUUAAUGACAAAGAAUCAGAAAGUACAGUGAUUUUGGUGCAGGUGCAUCAAUUUCUUUUUGAUUUAAAUGCCAUUUUCCAUUCCUGAUUUUAACCCAGGAGACUGCAACAGCAAUUCCUCCCCCUCCUCCUCCUCCUCCUCUAAGGCUUUUCUGAGAUUCUGUGCAGGCACAGACAAAAACAAAAAUUAAACCAUAAAAUAGACGUCUAGGAAAAAGUGUGAAACACUGUGAGUGUGUUCAUUCAGAAAUGUUGUUGUAGCUCAUAAAUAAAGCUGCUUUAUUUUACUGUUGCAAACAAAGAACAACUUGAAUGUAGCAAAACCAGAAUGAAUAAAUAUUUGAAACUGUGUUUUGUUGUGAACGGGUGCAGCCUGCAGAGACCACAACAUGGCUUUCAGUAAAACUGAUAUUUAUUUAAUGAUAAGACUUAUCCAGCAUUAUAUAAUCAUAUGUAAAAUACCUGAAAUGUGUGCUUGUAUGUGUGACAUAAUGCGAAUGCUUGGGAAGUGCAUUGGGUUGAAUUGAAACGCACAAAUAAAGAAAACACCUAAUAUGAAACUGUGUUUUCUCACAUGCACCUGCUUGUCUGAUAGCUGCAUGUAGACAGAAUAUAUAUCGCAUCACACCUGAAAUUAUAAUGCAAUCCAAAUACAGAAACACUGGACACAUAAGUUAUUCUUAUUAUCUAAGUAUUGAGAGAAUUGGACUUUUCAGGUUUGAGAAAGAUGAUAUUGAAUGUACUGGAUUCCAUUACCAUGUACAGGUGUUGCUUUCAUUGUUUUCACUUUGUGUUAUUAUUUUGUUGUUUAUUGAAGGUAAUUAAGACCUUCUGGUCACAGCAGAAUCAGCUACCGCUAAUGUAAAAGGCGUCAGAUGUUUAACAUCAGGGAGAAUAUGAUUUCAAAGAAUUGUUCAUUGUAAAUAAGAUAGAGGAAGAUAUAGUUUGUGUUGUUUUUUUUGGUAUCUGACUUGAUUUGCAAUGUUGCUUUGAUUUGUUGUGGAAAAAUGUAAAUAAUUAAAAAAAACAUGAAUGAUG
Molecule: messenger RNA, 5451 nt
Organism: Larimichthys crocea (large yellow croaker)
Lineage: Eukaryota; Metazoa; Chordata; Actinopteri; Sciaenidae
Gene: slc43a1b
Product: solute carrier family 43 member 1b
Exons: 15
Coding region: 180-1892 (570 amino acids)
Biological process (GO): transmembrane transport; neutral amino acid transport
Molecular function (GO): neutral L-amino acid transmembrane transporter activity; L-amino acid transmembrane transporter activity
Source: RefSeq, a predicted model, not a curated record